This is a messenger RNA of Microsporum canis CBS 113480, 1086 nucleotides long. RefSeq lists its product as hypothetical. Gene Ontology annotation, biological process: maintenance of mitotic sister chromatid cohesion; mitotic sister chromatid cohesion. The coding region runs from base 1 to 1086 and encodes 361 amino acids. Gene Ontology annotation, cellular component: chromatin; nucleus; Ctf18 RFC-like complex. The record is from RefSeq and is a predicted model, not a curated record. Lineage: Eukaryota; Fungi; Ascomycota; Eurotiomycetes; Onygenales; Arthrodermataceae. The transcript is spliced from 3 exons.
AUGGACGUUCGCCUCACGCAGACACAACCACAACAGCAAUUCAGACUCCUCGAGCUUCCGUCUGAGCUGCUUGAGCUGCUGGAAUCAGAAAACCCUCCAGAGUACGUACAGACCGGUUUGUCCUUGCUGUCGAGAACCCAGGCUGACCGUCAUAGGCUCUCCUUGAAGUCGUCCACGCCAUCUACGUCUCCAUCUACAUCUACAUCAGACUUCGUGAACCUGUGUACGCCUACAAAGACCUUCUCGCUACGACAAGUCAACUCCUCCAAUUCGAUACUCUUGAUCAAGCCCCAGGGAGAAGAAAACAUCACUUCCAUCGCGCAGUGCAAGUCCACGCUUGAAGUCCAAGCCAUGGAUGCCAACACCAGCACCAACUCUGCCCUCCUGCCGCUCCUGGCUGCUCUCCCCAUCUACGACGAGAGUGACAUCCGCAUCGACGAGCGGACGGAAGACGACGACCACCCGCUGUCCGUGGCGGAGAUCAUGCAGGAACGCUUAAAGGUGUUUGCAGAUAUACCCUUUUCCGUCGUGGAGUGUGAACGCGCCUGGACGGACAUCUGUGCAUUCGUGUACAAGAACAAGGAGUCCGGUGCCAUCGGAUGCCAUCGGCCCUCUGCCAGGGCAAAGCUGAUGGCGUGGGAGAAGAUGGUUGAAGGAGCGACGCUGCACGGUAUCGACCUGGGCAGGCAGUUCCUUGUCGACGACCUGUGGAGUGCGGUCAUCGAGGAGGCGGAACAUACGGUUAUAGAUGAGUAUCCGUUUCCCAGGUCCCUAUUUGAUGCUAUCGUGCGCAGACUCGUGGAUGAUUCGCCUGAUAUCGAUAGAGUGUUGAAGUGGGCAAAUUUUGACCAGAAUAAGACGGCUUCUUGGACCGGGGAGGUCAUCCUGGAGGCAUCUACCUCCACGCCUACGGCCAUACUCAAUCUUGAAACGUACACCAGUGACUGGAAGGAUCUCCUGCCAGAACAAUGGCGAGCAGAUGCACGCAUCGACAAUUUGAAGAAUGCUAACAUGAAGCUGCCGGCUGCAGAAAUCCUGCUAUCGCCAGCCAGAGUCGACGACUAUCUGUUUCCAGCCAAGUCAUAG